Messenger RNA from Hippocampus zosterae (dwarf seahorse), 3298 nucleotides. RefSeq names its product solute carrier family 28 member 1 (gene slc28a1). Gene Ontology annotation, biological process: nucleoside transmembrane transport. Bases 183 to 2171 code for a protein of 662 amino acids. The record is from RefSeq and is a predicted model, not a curated record. Gene Ontology annotation, cellular component: membrane. Gene Ontology annotation, molecular function: nucleoside:sodium symporter activity. The transcript is spliced from 18 exons. Lineage: Eukaryota; Metazoa; Chordata; Actinopteri; Syngnathiformes; Syngnathidae.
GAGGUCCAUCAAAAGCUAGGCGUUUAUGGCCUUAUCCACGCCUUUGUUCUGUGACUCAAGGGUUGGGAGUAGUUUGUGCGUCUCUCAGUUAAUGAUAAAAUGUUUCACAGUGGAUAAGCUAUAUUUCCCCGCAGUGUAUUGGAUAGCGCAGCAUUUGGCAACCAAGUUGAGGAGCACACACAAUGAAGGACAAAACCCAAUUUGAACUCAAGAAUGGAAGCUUGGCUAAUGAAAACGGAAACGUGGCCAUUGGAAAUGGAGUGUACAACCGUGCGUUUGAAAUUGAGCAGGACAUCACAGUCGAUGAGAGCAACACCAAAGAGCAAACGGAGCGGUCUAAAGAGGGACUGGGAUCAUAUCUAAGCCAAAUAGUCAAGCCGAUUCACGCCGCCGAGGAUUACGUGAAAAAUCACUCCAAAGUCUUCAAGUACGUUUUGCUGGGCAUACUCGGAGCAGGUUAUUUGGCAUACUUCAUUGCAGCCUGUGUUUUGGAUUUUGAGCGGGCCACUGCCCUGGUGGUCCUCACCAGUUUGGUUUUUGUGUCCAAGUCCUAUGACCUUAUCAAGAAGUACAAGGGAAAGAGCAUCAGUCUGUGUUUUCGACCCGUAGUACGUCGUUUCAAAUCCAACUUAAGAUGGCUCAAAUGGGUCUUCAUCGUGAUUGUAGUGGUCCUGCUGGUGCUGUGGCUCGUGCUAGACACGAGCCAGCGUCCUGAGCAGCUUAUUUCCUUCGGGGGUGUGUGCAUGUUCAUCCUGCUUACGUACCUCUGUUCGGCCCACAGGACAACAGUGUCUUGGAGGCCUGUGUUUUGGGGCCUUGGGUUGCAGUUCUGCAUCGGACUUUUUGUCAUCAGAACCGAGCCUGGACUCGUUGCUUUCCAGUGGCUCGGGCAACAAGUGCAGAUUUUCCUGGACUAUACCAAAGCAGGAUCUUCAUUUGUUUUCGGAGAUUUGGUCAACGGGAUCUUUGCCUUCCAAGCAAUGCCUAUCGUUGUGUUCUUCAGCAGUAUAAUGUCGGUGCUUUACUAUCUGGGGUUAAUGCAGUGGCUCAUCCUGAAGAUCUCAUGGAUUAUGCAGAUAACAAUGGGAACCUCUCCCACAGAAACUUUGAGUGUAGCAGGCAAUAUAUUUAUUGGCCAGACAGAGGCGCCACUGCUGAUUCGGCCCUAUUUAAAAGACAUGACGAAAUCUGAGAUCCAUGCUGUUAUGACUGGAGGAUUUGCCACAAUUGCAGGCAGCGUUAUGGGAGCAUUCAUCUCAUUCGGGAUCGAUGCAUCCUCCUUAAUAUCAGCCUCGGUCAUGGCUGCUCCCUGUGCACUUGCCUUCUCCAAGCUGUCCUUCCCAGAGACUGAGGAGAGCCCCUUUAAACCAGAGGAGACUGUCAAAGUGGCUUGUGGAGAGGAACGGAACAUUCUGGAGGCAGCCAGCAGCGGAGCAUCAGCCUCCAUCACUUUGGUUGCCAACAUCGCAGCGAAUAUCAUUGCCUUCCUCGCCAUUCUUGCCUUUAUCAACGAGGCUCUGAGCUGGCUUGGAGGCAUGGUGGGAUACCCCGAAGUCACCUUUCAGUUACUGUGCUCGUACGUUUUCAUGCCGGUGGCCUUCAUGAUGGGAGUGCCGUUUGAGGAGAGUUUUACCGUCGCCGAGCUGAUUGGCAUCAAACUGUUCCUCAAUGAAUUUGUGGCCUAUGAGAAAUUAGCCACACUGAAGAGCAACAGACUCAACGGAGUGGAAGCAGUAAUUGGCGGGGAAAGACAGUGGAUUUCAGUCCGAUCCGAAAUCAUCUCCACUUAUGCUCUCUGUGGCUUUGCCAAUUUCAGCUCCCUUGGCAUCAUGAUUGGUGGCCUAGCCUCUAUAUGCCCAUCUAGAAGAACCGAUGUCUCGGUUCUGGUGUUGCGAUCCUUGAUCACAGCCACGUGCGUCUCGCUUGUCAAUGCUUGCAUCGCGGGGAUCCUAUUCGUUCCCACGUUGGACUGUGUGAAGUUGUUCAGUGAAUCUGAUUUCAACGGCACAGACGUAAACGUGCAGACCUGCUGCAUGGACCUCUUUGGAAGUGCUGUCAACAAUGGGAGCAUCUCAUUCGAGGGCUCAUGGAGCACGGUUAAAAAUGCCACCGUGUAUCUGGCUAAAUGCUGUCAGUGCUGCGGUGUCACUCAGGAGGCACUUUGUUUGUAACGGAAGACUUUAUGUACAGUAUAUCCUUGUUAUUGUAGUUGGGUUCCAUCGGUUGCCACCUCUGUACAAAUUUAAAAGCUGCUGGGAAAAGAAAAUAUUUUCCAAAGUUUACCUUCUGGAAUUCAAUUUGAGACUUUAAUCAACACGACUGAGUCUUUUUAUGCACUUAACGCUUUUUUCAGCUCUCUAGUUUUUACAAUACAGUACAUAUAUCCAUCCAUUUUCCGAACCGCUUGAUCCUCACUAGGGUCGCGGACAGUACGUAUAGUGAAUGUAAAAAGUCUACACAGUUCAAAUUCUGGGUUUUUGUGAUGUAACAAAAUGAAGCAAGAUUGUCCAUCAUUCCAAAAAGGUAUGUUUGGCACAAACACAACACUGCUCAUCACUAAAAGAACACCAAAGUGGGGCCUGAGGCAAGGUGGAGGAAUGAUGAACAAUUUGAAGUAAUUUGUGAGAGCACAAAACCCUCAGGCUUCCGUUAGAAAGAAAAAAUAAAUGGUCAAGAAAAGCCUACAAGGGCAACCGAUGUUUAUUUAGUGUUACUCAUAGGCACUUGAAUUGGUGGCAGUUGUGUGCUGACUCCCAUUUAACAUGAAUUUGAAUGUGCUUGGUUAAUUCUGAACAGAGACACGUCGCAGUUAGAACAGGGUGUGCACACUUGUGCAACCACGUCUCAGUGUUUUAGUUUUACUCCCCCUUCAAAAAAAAGUGAGUUGUAUGGUUUCAAGUGCACAUUAAUUCUUCAAGUAAUUCCAAAAAAUCUGUGUAGACUUUUUGACAUUCACUUUACAUAUAUAUGCGCACUAAUAUCGACGCACAUUCAUACGAGAAAAUCAAAGAACUAGAGUGAUGAAGAUUUAGAUUUUUUCCCCCCCAAGUGUAUACACUGUAGUGUUUUAAGAUAGAUAUACAGUAUUAACUGCCAUGUAUUAUAUUGUAAAUGAAUUAAGAAGUUCAAUUUUAUAGCUUGUUGAAUGUUAAAAGAAAAAUACCUCGGGUAACGUUCACGCAUCAGCUGUUGAAUGAAUGUAAAUAGCCCAAAAUCCAAUUAAUACAUUUUUAAUGGUUUAUUAUGUAUAGAGAUGCACAGCAUUGAAAAAAAAUCAAUAAAGACCCCUGUGUACUGA